Molecule: messenger RNA, 552 nt
Organism: Cynara cardunculus var. scolymus (artichoke)
Lineage: Eukaryota; Viridiplantae; Streptophyta; Magnoliopsida; Asterales; Asteraceae
Exons: 1
Coding region: 1-552 (183 amino acids)
Source: RefSeq, a predicted model, not a curated record
AUGGAGAAGGAAAUAAGAAGUAGUGUGAAAUACAUGGGUACCGCUCGAGAAAUCAGGGCUGACAUCGUUGAAAGAAUCAGAAAAGAAAGUGCGCCUAGGGCUUUCAAGUUGAAGCAUGCUAUCGCGACUACACAACAAUCCAGAGCGUCCGUUUCUGCAUAUCACACGAAACUCGAGGGGCUUUGGGAUGAAAUAGGCUUGGUAAUGCACACACCGCAAUGCACCUGUAAUGAGUAUAGUUGYGAUCUUGGAAAAAGGAUGAAUGAAUCCAAGGAGAAAGAGAGACUUUAUGAAUUUGUCAUGGGUUUAGACAAUGAAUGUACAGUGAUCAAAAUGCAGAUCCUUGCCACAAAACCUAUCUCUAGCUUGAGCAGCGCUUACCAUCUKGUGGCAGAGGAUGARAGCAAAGGACCAUAUCACAUGACAAAAGACCUACAACCGAAGUCGCUGCCUUUAAGGAUUUUACUCCAUGUYGUAGAGAUGGUGUUGGAGGCCGUGAAGCUCAGAAGCGUGAYAAGGGUACUAYCAAUGACCCAAAACGCAAUGAUGUAA